CCUGUAAAGUGCGGGGAGUGAAGGAAGCUACUCCAAAAAAGAUCCGCGAAUCGAACCAGGUUUGAACUUUUCAGCUUUUCAACUUCAACGUCCCACGUUGCGCCAUUAAUCCUCGAUACCUUUACUUCCCAUUUAUCUCUAAUGCGUUGAGAUUUUCACUGCAUAUCUCUGUCGCCAUGAUCAAGGCUCCUAAAGCACCUUUUAUGUGCCUUCAAUGCCAUUUGGUUCGGCUUCCCAAAAGGCAACGACUCCUCCGUGAUUUCACAACAACACGUCUACUCUCUAGCUCUAGCCGUAGAUAUAACUCCACGACUAGCACAGACAGUGCCAAUUCCAAAUCCAAUGACAUCCUCAUUCAAUCGCGACCCCCAACCGCCCCAAAGCCUAAUAUAGAUAUCAAACACAUCCGGGGGAACCCCUCGUUGUACAAAAAAAACUGCAAAGAGCGGAAUUAUAAGGCCCAGAGCGCAUACCCCUCGCGCAUAAUUGAGUUAUUCGCGCAAUUGCAAGCCAGCCGGAUAGACAGCAGGAGCCUGCGCGAACGAGGCAACGCUCUGCGCCGGCAGAUAGCGGCAACCAUCCAACAAGAGGACGAAGAGACGGAAUCGAAGUCUAAGUCGGGAGAGACACCCGAUGGCACAACCCCAGACGGCGACAUCAAAUCCAUGAGCAAAGAGCAACUCAUCGAAAAAGCGCGCAUCGUUAAGAAAAAGCUCUCGGCGAUCGUAGCAGACGAAGACCGCUACAAAGCGCAGGCGACCGAGCUCGCGCUCGCGAUCCCGAACCUGACGAGCGCUCAGACGCCGCGCGGCGACGAGCCCCGCGUCCUGAGCUUCAUCAACGACCACCCGGAGCCCGAGCCCUCGUCGUCGGACCGCGUCUGGCGGUCGCACGUGCACAUCGGGUCCGAGCUCGGCAUCCUGGACUUCGCGGGCGCGGCCACGACGUCCGGGUGGGGCUGGUACUUCCUCGUGGACGAGGGCGCGCAGCUCGAGCAGGCGCUCGUCAACUACGCGCUCGCCGUCGCAACGAAGAAGGGGCUGGGCUGGCGCCAGGUGUCCCCGCCGAGCAUCGUGUACAGCCACAUCGGCGCGGCGUGCGGGUUCCAGCCGCGCGACCAGAACGGUGAGCAGCAGAUCUACGCGCUCAAGGGCCAGCCGGAGAAACCUGAGCUCUGCCUCGCCGGCACGGCGGAGAUCCCGCUCGCGGGAAUGAAGGCCGACUCCGUCCUCGAGGAGGCCGACGUCCCGCUCAAGCACGUCGCCGUGUCGCGGUGCUACCGCGCCGAGGCGGGCGCGCGGGGCGCCGACACCAAGGGCCUGUACCGCGUGCACGAGUUCACGAAAGUGGAGAUGUUCGCGUGGACGCGGCCCGAGUUGGCCGCGACGAAGGACGUCUUCAACGAGAUGCUCGGCCUGCAGAAGGAGAUCCUGCGGGGGCUCGGCCUGCACUGCCGCGUCCUCGAGAUGCCGACGGCGGACCUCGGCGCUUCUGCUUACCGCAAGGUCGACAUCGAGGCGUUUUUCCCGAGCCGCCGCGACCCGGAGCACGUCGGGGGCGAGCGCGAUGGCUGGGGCGAGGUUACGAGCGCGAGCGUGUGCACGGAUUACCAGACGCGCCGGCUCGCCACGCGGCUGAGGACGGCAAAAAAGAUGACGUAUCCGUGGACCGUGAACGGGACUGCGCUCGCUGUCCCGCGUGUCUUGGCCGCUGUGCUGGAGAACGGCUGGGAUGAGGCGGAUAUGAGUGUGACUAUACCCGAGAUCCUGCGGCCGUGGAUGGGUGGGAGGGAGAAGAUUGAGAUGAAGCAUCGACGGCAGUAGGGGGUGGGUAGGUAGGUACAUGCAUACAUGCAUGCAUACGUACAUACGUACAUAGGGAAGGAAUAGGUUCGUUAGUCACCUUUACCUGAAUAAAAGCUUGAUUGUGGUUGAAUAGUAAUGGCGAAGUGGGCAAACAUUGUGUAAAUUACAUAUCUCCUAAAACAACGACGGGAAGGCGGAGCAAGGCAUGAUGCACAUAGCACGAAUUACAGUAUCUACAUCUCUUAUGGAGCAAACGAAUAACACAAGGGCAAUGGCAACAGUAAAAGGGGGUAAGUCACUUGAACGUCGCUCAUAUGAAAAAUAAUGGAAAUAUCGUUCGUCGUCA
Messenger RNA from Annulohypoxylon truncatum, 2151 nucleotides. RefSeq names its product seryl-tRNA synthetase. Gene Ontology annotation, cellular component: mitochondrion. Gene Ontology annotation, molecular function: serine-tRNA ligase activity; tRNA binding; ATP binding. The transcript has a single exon. The coding region runs from base 177 to 1823 and encodes 548 amino acids. The record is from RefSeq and is a predicted model, not a curated record. Gene Ontology annotation, biological process: mitochondrial seryl-tRNA aminoacylation. Lineage: Eukaryota; Fungi; Ascomycota; Sordariomycetes; Xylariales; Hypoxylaceae.